UCAGCUUACCCUGCCAACGACCCCGUCAUAGGAAAAUGGUCUGAAGGUCUUCGCUAUGAUUACUUGGAAGACGACGCCGGCAAAGUCCACCUUGUGGAUAACUGGAUGAAAGUCAGCGACUUCGACAGGCUCGCUAGAUACAACCCCGAUGCUUCCAACAGAUACCAUCUUUUCACCAGGGCUAACCCCUCAAUCAGUCAGCCUCUGGUCCUGAACAAUGCUGCCACCGUCCACAACUCGAACUUCAACGCUCGUCGCCGCACCGUCGUGAUGAUGCACGGGUUCGCUGGAUCCAUCACUUCUGGGUUCAACACUGUGCUUCUGCCAGCCUUCUUGGCUGCUGAAGAUGUCAACGUCAUCAUCCUGGACUGGAGUGCCGGAUCUUCCUGGGGACCCCGUGCCAUCCAAGCAGGUCAAGCCGCCGGUAGAUUCAUCAACUGGCUUAACUCCAUCACUGGUGCCACCGCCAACAACUACCACGUGAUCGGCUACAGUGUGGGCGGUCAUGGAGCUGGUAUCAUCGCUAGAACCAUCAACGGCAAUGUCGGUUACGUCACUGGUUUGGACCCCGCCGACCGUUGGGACACCGCCUGGCUGUUCAGGCCCAAUGACGGACUUUACACUGAAGUUAUGCACACCAAUGGAGGAGACAGUGGCUGGCUGAACCCUCUCGCUCAGGUCGACUUCUACCCUAACGGAGGUCGCCAGAUGCCUGGAUGUAUGACUUCUCUAUGCCAUCAUUACAGGUCCUACUACUACAUGGCCGAGUCUCUCCGUACCGGAGGCUUCACUGGAAGACGCUGUGACAACCUGAACGCUGCCCUCGUCGGCAACUGCUCUGGAUCUACUCUGAGGAUGGGUGGAGUCCGACCCAAGAACGGAAACACCGGUAUCUACCAUCUGACUACCAACGCUUUGCACCCGUACUCUCGAGGAUAAAUCUGAAAACAUAGUUUCAGUUACUGUAAAAAUAUUUCCAGCGAACAACACAACACACCUAGUCUCUUUCUUUCUUUAAAAUGCUGUUACAUAUAUAAUUAAAAUGUUUUUUUGUUAUUAAAAAUGUUCAUGACUU
Molecule: messenger RNA, 1075 nt
Organism: Spodoptera litura
Lineage: Eukaryota; Metazoa; Arthropoda; Insecta; Lepidoptera; Noctuidae
Product: pancreatic triacylglycerol lipase-like
Biological process (GO): lipid catabolic process
Molecular function (GO): lipase activity; serine hydrolase activity
Source: RefSeq, a predicted model, not a curated record